AUGCCUGAACUAUUCGUUUUAGGAUCAUUAUCAAAAAAUGCGAAGAAUUAUAGUGUUCGUCAACAACCAAAUCUUUUAACCUAUAAUCAACCGUCACAAAACCCAGUUAGACAUUCUUAUAAAGAAAGAACAGAAAUAUAUGUUGUACCCAACACAGAUAAUGAUCGAGCAAUAUACAAUAAACAACCACAUAAAUCACCGACACCAUCAGCUCAUAGUGAUGAUCCUUUAACUCCUGAUAUACCACAAGUCUACAAUUUACCACCUCCACAAAAUAUAAAUAAACCACCACCGCAGAGAAAAAUUUAUUAUAGACCACUUCGUUAUGAACCAAAGCGUGUUCAACAACCGUAUAAACCAAUUACACCACCCAUUCGUAAGUCUUAUCCAGAACCUACUCCAGUUACCACUGUCACUCGAAUACCUACUCAACCAGUUGCAAGAUCGUCUCCAUCACCUACACCUCCACCACCAUUAAUUAAUCGAUAUAAUCCAUCACCUGUACUAUCAGUUAAUAGAUAUCAACCUUUGCCUGUUGAUGCACCUGAAUUCUAUCAUUUGAAUGGGACACAACUUAACAGUGCACCAAGUCCUUAUGUACCACAGCGUGUGGAACAACCUUAUAAAUCACCUCCACCACCAAUCGUAACGUCUUAUCCAACACCUCCACCACCACUUAAACAGUCUUACGUAUCACCGCCACCACCACCAGUUCAACAAUCUUAUCCAUCAUCACUUGAUGCGCCUGAAUUAUACCAUCUAAAUCGUACAGUAACUGCUAAACAACCAGUCAUUGAUCCACCGAAGUAUGUUGAACAACCUUACAAGCCAUCAACACCACCAGCGUCAUUGAAGACGUCUGCUCCACCUAUUUCAUCGCCAGUUAAACAGUCUUAUGUAUCACCACCACCACCGCCACCAGUUCAACAAUCUUAUCCGUUAUCUCUUGGUGGACCUGAAUUAUACCAUCUAAAUCAUGCAGUAACUGCUAAUCAACCAAUCAAUGAUUCAACACCACCAAUUUCAUCACCAGUCAAUACGUACAUUCCACCAGCUUCUCAAGGACCCCAAUUAUAUCAUUUGAAUGACGAUACAAUUGAAGAUAUACUAAUGCCUGACACUCCAAAACCUGUUGAACAAGUGUAUAAAUCACCACUCCCACCUCAAUCACCUUUACCUGUAACUGUUGUGCCAAAUCCACCAUCUUAUAAUGGACCUGAAUUAUAUCAUUUCGAUACCAGAGAACCUAUUAAUGAACCAAUCCAACAAUCACCUGUAUCAUCAGCUAAAAAGCUUACUUCAUCGCCUACACCGUCUAAUGAUCGUGCUGAAUUAUAUUAUAUAAAACUUGAAGAUACUACUGAUGCACCGAAACCUGUUGAACAAUCAUAUAAAUCACCAACACCACCUCCGCAACCAAUCAAAACGAUCUCUCCAUCUCCUUUACCGGUAACUGUUACGCCAAAUCCACCAUCUCGUAAUGGACCUGAAUUAUAUCAUUUGAACAACGGAGAAAUUGACAAUGAACCAGUCCAACAAUCAUCUAAAUCACCUGUACAAUCAGCUAAAAUGUCUUCUCCCCCACCUCAAAAUGGACCUGAAUUAUAUUAUAUAAAAUUUGAUGAACCGAUAAAUGAAGAGCAACCACGUAAACCUUCAACACCUAGAGUACCUUCUGGUAAGAAUCGAGUUUCACCGAUGCCUUCUCCAAAGCCAACUAACCAAGGACCAGAAAUGUAUUAUUUACAAACAAUUGUUGACAAUAGUAGACGAUCACCAUCUAUUCAAGAGCCUGCUCCAAAAUCAGCGUCUCCCAUUCCAAUUGUAACAAAAGUUCGAGAAAUUACUCCUCCACCACGAUCACCAACACCUCCACCACGAUUACCAACACCACCACCACCACCACCACCACGAUGGCGAUCACCUUCACCACCACUACCACAACGAUCGCCUUCACCACUACGACACUUAACACCUUCACCACUACCACCACCACGAUCACCUUCACCACUACUACUCCGACGAAGAUCACCUUCACCACCUCCACGGCGACGAUUACCUUCACCACCACCACCACUACCGAGACGACGAUCACCUUCACCGCCACGACGUACACUUCAUACUGCAGCUCCUCUUGCUCUUCCCGUUCGAAGACCAUUACCAGUUCUAGAUGAUGUCGACGAUGUGGACGAUGUACCAGUCAGACGAGAUUCAUUUCCAACUACACUACAAGGUGUUCUCAUAGCUGAUCGUGUUGUACCUUUAUCAGUAUCAAAAGCACCAGACAGUAUUAAACGAAGUAUGAACAAAUUCCGAUAUGAUGACAAUUAA
Messenger RNA from Adineta steineri, 2331 nucleotides. NCBI's taxonomy places the organism in Eukaryota, Metazoa, Rotifera, Eurotatoria, Adinetida, Adinetidae. The record is from the annotation of a GenBank genome assembly.